AUGAACCGUAGCCGCCAGGUGACGUGCGUGUCCUGGGUCCGCUGUGGCGUGGCCAAAGAGACGCCAGACAAGGUAGAGCUGAGUAAAGAAGAAGUAAAACGCCUCAUUGCUGAAGCAAAAGAAAAAUUACAAGAAGAAGGUGGCAGUGAUGAAGAGGAGACAGGUGAUCCUUCAGAAGAUAGCAUGCGGAGUGCUCGCACCCAGGCACGACCCAGGGAGCCGCUGGAGGAUGGUGACCCAGAGGAUGACAGGACACUAGGUGAUGAUGAGCUGGCUGAGUACGACUUGGACAGAUACGAUGAGGAUGGCGACCCAGGAAACUAUAUUGCUGUGGGAAACAUGACCCCGGUUAUUGAAGUGUGGGACCUUGAUAUAGUGGACUCUUUAGAACCAGUCUUCACUCUUGGAAGUAAGCUAUCUAAAAAGAAGAAGAAGAAAGGAAAGAAGAUGGCAGUCAAAUCUCUUCUCUGCCUAAAUGUGCUGGCAAGUGCAUCUGCUGACAACACUGUAAUUCUGUGGGACAUGUCCUUGGGGAUACCAGCAGCCAGCCUGGUUGUACAUACAGACAAGGUCCAGACUCUGCAGUUUCAUCCAUUUGAAGCACAGACCCUGAUUUCUGGAUCAUAUGAUAAGUCAGUGGCUUUGUAUGACUGCCGAAGUCCAGAUGAAAGCCAUCGGAUGUGGCGAUUCAGUGGGCAGAUUGAGAGGGUGACUUGGAAUCACUUUUCGCCUUGUCAUUUUUUGGCCAGUACAGAUGACGGCUUUGUAUAUAAUUUGGAUGCACGUUCGGAUAAGCCUAUUUUUACACUUAAUGCACACAAUGAUGAAAUCUCUGGUCUUGAUCUAAGCAGUCAAAUCAAGGGCUGUCUUGUGACUGCGUCAGCAGACAAGUAUGUGAAGAUUUGGGACAUAUUAGGAGACAGGCCAAGUCUAGUUCACUCCAGGGACAUGAAAAUGGGUGUCCUCUUUUGUUCUUCAUGUUGCCCUGAUCUGCCAUUUAUUUAUGCCUUUGGAGGUCAGAAAGAAGGGCUCCGGGUCUGGGACAUCAGUUCAGUCUCUUCAGUAAACGAAGCGUUUGGAAGACGAGAGAGGCUUGUUCUUGGUAAUGUGAGAAGCUCAUCCAUUAGUGGCCCCUUUGGGAGCAGGAGCUCAGACACACCAAUGGAGUCUUAA
Orycteropus afer afer is the source of this 1173-nucleotide messenger RNA. It is a transcript of the gene PWP1, whose product is annotated as PWP1 homolog, endonuclein. Gene Ontology annotation, molecular function: protein binding. NCBI's taxonomy places the organism in Eukaryota, Metazoa, Chordata, Mammalia, Tubulidentata, Orycteropodidae. The record is from RefSeq and is a predicted model, not a curated record. Gene Ontology annotation, biological process: rRNA processing. The transcript has 12 exons. Bases 1 to 1173 code for a protein of 390 amino acids. Gene Ontology annotation, cellular component: nucleus.